Molecule: messenger RNA, 3593 nt
Organism: Cuscuta campestris
Lineage: Eukaryota; Viridiplantae; Streptophyta; Magnoliopsida; Solanales; Convolvulaceae
Source: the annotation of a GenBank genome assembly
GUAAUAAUUAUUGUUUGGCCCAAUGUCCACAAAGGUGGAUGUCGGGAAGGCUCAUGAAAUGAAACAUGAACGCACCAUAUUUACACCAUCAAAUUGGCGCCAUCCGUGGGACCUAUUACAAAAGUCAUGGCCAGUAACCAGGAAACCGCGAUCUCACAAAUAUCUGCCCCCGCUGAGAACGUCACUUCGUUCCCGGGAGGUAACACCCAGCAAAUAACCCAGAUUCCUACCCCCAUCAUCACCAUUCCACAACCUGUCCCAUUCACUUCCCCCGUAAACCCCGUUCCUGUUUUUCCUUCAAACUUCCCAGGGCCCCUGGAUCCAAUGUACAGCCAGGCCCUGCAGAAUUUUGGACAUUUCAUGUCCAUGUUCCAGCAACCGGGAGGGUUUUUCAAUCCGGGAUUAUUUUCACAAUCCACGCCCCAAACUAAUGUCAUUCACCCGAUCGUCCCGACAAACCUAAUCGGGGAGAUGGAUAAGGCCGGUCCAUCCCGGUCUAGGAGAAGCCGGUCCCGGAGGUCACAGACAAAGGUGACCUCGGAUGGGAAUGUGCGGUCAGUCCACAGCAAGGACGAGGAUUGGGACCUCCCCCAAGCACACAAAAAACUGAAGGGAAAGGAGGUUCAACCAGAAGGAUCUAGGAGGUCGGCCUUUCAAAGGCUGGGGCACGAUGGCCGAAAUCAAAACCGGUCGGUAAAGGAACGGUUGGGGGUGGAAACCAUCCCAGCCAGUGCCUUUAAUCAUGCGGGGAGGGGAGCCGGGCGACCUGGUCAGACCAGGCGAAUGGAACAGCCUCAACGCGAUGAGCCCCAGCACAGCCGGACGCCGCGAGAAGAAGAAGCCGAAAGCCACCCCAGGCACCCGACCCGUUCUCAUAUUGAGCAACCACGGGAUCGUGUGGGCCGGGUUGAGGCGCGGCUGGAAAAACUACAACGCCGGGUAGACCGGGAAGAGAAGAAGAAGAUUCUGCUGAACGAAUCUCCGUUCACAGACCGGGUUCAUGAGACCCCGUUUCCAAAAAAGGCGAAACUUGAAGUCCCUAAAUUCACCGGGAAAGAGGACCCGGAAAUUCACGUCAAAACCCUCCAUCAAAGUGGGCGGAUGAUGGGUCUUUCCGGGGAUGAGAAAUGCUUGCUUUUCUUUCAAACCCUUCGCGGCCGCGCCGCCGAGUGGUUUCAUAACUUACCAGCCGGCGAGAUCGAUUCGUUCGAUGAGCUGGCUGAGGGUGAGGUUGACAAGGUGGAGGAGAUGGACGACAAAACAGCCAUGUCCCUCCUUGUGUCCGGGCUCCGGUCCGGGGAACUUUACAAAGAAUUUUGCAGGAGGCCUCCCCAGUCCUACCAAGAGGCCUAUAACACGGCCUCGGAGUAUGCUGACGCUGAAGCCCAGGUGUUAUCCAAGAGGGAGGCCGACCAGGGCCGUUCAAGGGAAAAAAUUUCCUUGAGAAAGGAGAUCACAUUGCCCAGUAAGGCAAAAGCGGAAGUGAUGGAGGUAAAGCCGGCCAAAACAGAGAAGGCACCAACCAGCGAGAAACAGUGGACGGAGAAGUAUUGCUCCUUUCACAAAACUGACUCCCAUAACACUGCAGAGUGUAACAGUGUGAAGGGAGUAAUAAAGCAGAUGAUUCAGGCCGGAGAGCUUGAUCCUGAGUACCUGGCUCAGGCCAAACAAAAGAAGAACCAAUGGGUCAGGCCUGAGGGACAGCCGGCCGACCAAAACAAGAAGAAGAAAGCAGCCGGCAAGGAGCAUUUACAGGCGAGACGGGAGCCGAUCACUUUUACUGACCGGGACCUCCCCGCCACCGGAGAAGAUCACAAUGAUCCCCUGGUAAUAACUAUGGACAUGGGUGGAGUCGAUGUCUCCCGGGUACUUGUUGACACGGGCAGUAGUGUUAACGUUUUGUACCUGGACGCGUUUGAGAAGCUCAAGUUGUGUCGGACACGGCUUGAGCCCUUAAAAACUCUCCUGUCCGGGUUUACCGGGGAUUCCGUCGAAGCUAAAGGGUCAAUCCUUCUAACUUGUGAGCUGGGCACAGGCGACCAGGUCGUCCAGAAGCAGAUGAGGUUUGUAGUUGUGAACAUCAAAUGUGUUCACAAUGCUAUCUUAGGCCGGCCUGGUAUAAACAAGGUCCGUGGGAUCAUCUCUAUGGCCCACCUCUGUAUGAAGUUCUAUACCCCGGGCGGUAUAGGGCAAGUCAGAGGUGAUCAAAAGAAGGCCCGGCAUUGCUACUUGGAAGCUGUAAAGAAAAUGACCAGGGCAUUCGAAGGAAUCACCUUGGUCUCCCAAGAAGAAGACCGGUCAAAACUGAAGCCGGGCGAUGAAACUGAGCAGAUUGUACUCCGGGGAGCCUUCCCGGAAAGGAUGGUGAGGAUCGGCAGAGAUCUGCCAAGAGGACUUCGAGAUGAAAUCAUCUCAGUCCUUCGGGAAUAUGCAGACAUUUUUGCUUGGAUUUUGGCGGACAUGCCGGGCAUUGAUCGUUCUGUUAUAUGCCAUCAUCUGGCUAUAAUGGAGGGGAGCCGGCUGGUGAAACAGAGAAAGAGGCACUUGGCAAACGUCCGGAGGGACUUUGUUAAAAAAGAGUUCAAGAUAGAAUACAAACCAAGGACAGCAAUCAAGGGUCAAGCCUUGGCAGACUUCCUCGUUGAACUGACCGGUCUAGAACCCGAAGCCGGACCUUCCCAUAUGGUCGAACCAUGGUGGGAUAUGGCCGUGGAUGGGGCUUCUGGACCGAAGGGAUGCGGGGCCGGUGUGGUCUUCACUACCCCAGAAGGGUUCAAGAUUUACCAUGCCUUGGUCUUCAACUUCAAACUCACCAAUAAUGAGGCGGAGUAUGAAGCUUUGGCCGGUGGUCUCAGAUUAGCCCGGGCGCUUGGAAUAAAAAGGAUGAAAAUCCGUUCUGACUCGAGUCUAGUGGUUGGACAGGUCAAUGGUGAAAUGGAAGUGAAAGAGGAUCGUUUGGCCCGAGUGACUUCAAGAAGAGCAACUGGAGAGACGCCUUUCGUGCUAAGCUACGGGUGUGAGGCCCAGCUACCAGUAGAGGCAGAAAUUCCAACAUUCAGAGAAAUGGUCUAUCAGCCCGGUCUGAAUGAGACUGAGCACUUAGCUGAGUUAAAUCUGGUGGAGGAACGAAGGACUAUAGCAGCUGUCAAGAUGGCCGGUUACCAGCAGUCGGUAAAGCGGUAUCAUGACGACCGGGUAAGACCGCGGUACUUCCAAGUACAUGACGAGGUCUUGCGCAGGAGGGAUGCCAGUAAGCCUAAUGAGAGGGGCAAGCUGGUGCGAAACUGGGAAGGGCCCUAUCGGAUCAAAGCGAUCGUCAGACCGGGCACUUACCAGUUGGAGACAAUGGAAGGCGGCCGGGUCGAGCGGUAAAUUUUAUAGAUAAAGUGUAAUGAGUUCCCAGCCUUUAAUAAAAAUUUCUUUUCAGAAAGAUUGUUCUCAUGUGCACUAACCGGUCAUUCAUCGCAUACUGAUCUACCCGGUUAGAUGUCCAAUCGAGUUGGACGACACAAAAAAAAAAGUUCGGUCUGACCGAUCCUAUACCUCAUCCGUACUGACACGGGAGUUAAAGCGAUUUGGCUUAACUAAUGGGA